AUGUCCGGAAACAACAAGACUGUCAUCUCUCAUUUCGUCCUCCUGGGCCUGCCCAUCACCCCUGAGCACCAUCACUUGUUCUAUUCUGUGUUCCUGGCCAUGUACCUCACAACCAUCCUGGGGAACCUCAUCAUCAUCAUCCUCAUUUGUCUGGACACCAAUCUCCACACACCCAUGUACUUGUUUCUAGGCAACUUGUCCUUCACUGACCUCUGCUUUUCCUCUGUCACAAUGCCCAAAUUGCUGCAGAACAUGAAGAGCCAAGUUCCAUCCAUCCCCUAUGCAGGCUGCCUGACACAAAUGUACUUUUUUUUGUUUUUUGGAGAUCUUGAGAGCUUCCUUCUUGUGGCCAUGGCCUAUGACCGCUAUGUGGCCAUCUGUUUCCCCCUUCAUUAUACCAGCAUCAUGAGCCCCAAGCUCUGUGUGAGUCUGGUGCUGCUAUCCUGGGUUAUCACCACAUCCCAUGCCAUGUUGCACACUCUGCUUUUAACUAGGUUGUCUUUCUGUGAAAACAAUGUGAUCCCCCAUUUUUUCUGUGAUCUGUCUGCUCUCCUGAAGCUGGCGUGCUCUGAUAUUCACAUUAAUGAGUUGGUAGUAUUAAUCAUAGGAGGGCUUGUUGUUAUACUUCCAUUUCUACUAAUUAUAGUGUCUUAUACACUCAUUGUCUCCUCCAUCCUUAAGGUUCCUUCAACUCGAGGCAUCCACAAGGUCUUCUCCACUUGUGGUUCUCACUUGUCUGUGGUGUCACUCUUCUAUGGGACAAUUAUUGGCCUCUACUUAUGUCCAUCUGCUAAUAACUCUACUCUGAAGGACACUGUCAUGUCUAUGAUGUACACAGUGGUGACACCCAUGUUGAAUCCUUUCAUCUACAGCCUGAGGAACAGAGACAUGAAGGCAGCCCUAAAAAGAGUGCUUCAAAAGAAAACUGUCUUCUGA
This is a messenger RNA of Rattus norvegicus (Norway rat), 936 nucleotides long. Its product is annotated as olfactory receptor 1505. Gene Ontology annotation, biological process: detection of chemical stimulus involved in sensory perception of smell; signal transduction; G protein-coupled receptor signaling pathway. Gene Ontology annotation, molecular function: G protein-coupled receptor activity; olfactory receptor activity. The transcript has a single exon. Gene Ontology annotation, cellular component: membrane; plasma membrane. The coding region runs from base 1 to 936 and encodes 311 amino acids. Lineage: Eukaryota; Metazoa; Chordata; Mammalia; Rodentia; Muridae. The record is from RefSeq and is marked reviewed.